AUGAUCCAGUCGUGCAGAGACGAUCCAGCUGAGCCCCGUACGCAUUUGACCGGAUCAGCUCGUUCGUCAGCAGCACGUGGCCAGCGCAUAAGGAUGUCGUUGCUUCCUGUGCCAGCGCAGGUGUCCCAGAAGGACCUGCCUCGGGUUUUUGUGAUCCUAGUGGGUGGCUACGCUUCUGUGGCGUGGCUGGCACUUCAGAUGGACGAGUACUUUGCUGGAGACGACCAAGAAGAGCGCUUUAGCUUCCCCAAUGUGAGGGCAUUUGUUGCGCUCUACGCUGUACUGAUGGUGCUUUCUCGCUUCUACGAGCACGGCACGUACGUUCUCUACGAGAUGUUAUGGGCGUGCAACGUAUCACUCGUGCUUGUGGUCAUGGCCCUCUCCUUUUCCAAGCCCUUCUUGGUCGGCGUGGCGAUGGUGACAGUGUCAGGAGAUCAGUUGCUGUGGUAUAUCGACACGCUCUCGUUUGUGCUCAAGGGGAGGUUCAUCACGGGAGCGAUGCAGUACCUCACGUAUCCAGAAAAUCGCAGUUUUUCCAAGACGUUUUUCGCGACGCACCAUCUGUGGUUCUUGCCUCUUUGUUUCUACAUCACGAACGGCCAUGGUGGCAUGCACAAUUCCAGCUUCGUUGGCUCGUGUAUCUUGACCUCCUUCUUGGCUGCCUUCUGUCGCGCUUUCACGCCUUUUGAAGUCCGUGUGCCUGGCAGCGAACACGUCAUUUACCUGAAUGUGAAUGGGAGCUAUGCGUUCUGGAAAGACAUUGACAUGCCGCUGCUGCAUUUGCUGGACCACCACCAUCCAGUGCUGUAUAUCCCGUACCUUGCGAUUGUGGGGAAUCUUGCUGCGAAUGGGCUUCCACACAUGCUCGUACUCGGCAUCAGCCUCGGACUCCAGCACAGUCCGCUCCUGAAGGGAAUCACCCACUGA
Messenger RNA from Peronospora matthiolae, 927 nucleotides. NCBI's taxonomy places the organism in Eukaryota, Oomycota, Peronosporomycetes, Peronosporales, Peronosporaceae. The record is from the annotation of a GenBank genome assembly.